Molecule: messenger RNA, 417 nt
Organism: Podarcis lilfordi (Lilford's wall lizard)
Lineage: Eukaryota; Metazoa; Chordata; Lepidosauria; Squamata; Lacertidae
Source: the annotation of a GenBank genome assembly
AUGCCGAAGCCUGCGCGCGCUGAGAUCAGCGCGCCCAGGCUUCGCGGACCUCUCCGCGAGCAGCGGCAGCGCUGCCGCUGCUUGCGGAGAGUUGCCGGCAUGCCGAAGCCUGCGCGCGCUGAGAUCAGCGCGCCCAGGCUUCGCGGACCUCUCCGCGAGCAGCGGCAGCGCUGCCGCUGCUUGCGGAGAGUUGCCGGCAUGCCGAGCCUGCGCGCGCUGCGAUCCGCGCGCCCCGGCUUCGCGGACCUCUCCGCGCGCAGCGGCAGCGCUGCGGCUGCUUGCGGAGAGUUGCCGGCAUGCCGAAGCCGGCGCGCGCUGAUAUCAGCGCGCCCAGGCUUCGCGGACCUCUCCGCGAGCAGCGGCAGCGCUGCCGCUGCUUGCGGAGAGUUGCCGGCAUGCCGAGCCUGCGCGCGCUGA